AGGCGUGAUGAUUAAAUCGAAUGGUUCAGUAUUCGCCUGACUUUUGACAAUGCAGCCCACUCAUCGCAGAGUGGCCUUCGUUGUGAUAACAUUGGUGGGAAUUCUUCUGACUUUCGUCUCGGCUGGUGAGGUCAAGGUGGAAAAAUCCAAAACGCACAAUGGCGACCAAAGAGGGUUGUUGCCCACCUUGGGGCUGCUGGCGCUACUCAGGAUGUCCCGACCUUCGCUUUUCUCAGGUGGAUUUCAUGCGUUCGGCGCUUAUGGAACUGCCGGCGCCUAUUUCCACCCCCACCCUGGCUAUUACCCUAUUGGGGCGGUUGGGGGUGUUGGGGCCAUAGGCGCUGGCACGGGUGUGGCGGGAUUGCCAGGAUAUCCUGGCUAUCCACUUGGCUUCCCAGGACAUCCUCUUGGAGUUGGUCCUUUUGGAAUAAACAAUAUCCGAGGAGUUUAUCCGACCAAUGCUGUACCAACAAGCUCCACUUUUAACGACUUGCGAGUGGAUGAAAACACAGGGAACACUGGGACAACAGCAAAGCCAAGCUAUUUUCAGUAUUUGCAAGAAGCAGCGUCACCGUAUCUGCACGCCGGACAGACAGUCCAAUCGAGACACUUUUCAUAAUGUAUCAAGAUUGUACAAUAAAUUAUAAAUUUGUUUUCCAAUUCCGUAUUUGAUGUUAUUUGAUCUCGAUGGAAUUUGCAAAUAAUAAAAAUGCGUGUUUCGAUGA
Neocloeon triangulifer is the source of this 725-nucleotide messenger RNA. RefSeq lists its product as uncharacterized. The transcript has 5 exons. The coding region runs from base 50 to 619 and encodes 189 amino acids. Lineage: Eukaryota; Metazoa; Arthropoda; Insecta; Ephemeroptera; Baetidae. The record is from RefSeq and is a predicted model, not a curated record.